Messenger RNA from Amphimedon queenslandica, 9158 nucleotides. RefSeq names its product receptor-type tyrosine-protein phosphatase delta-like. Bases 99 to 8999 code for a protein of 2966 amino acids. The transcript is spliced from 40 exons. Gene Ontology annotation, molecular function: cell adhesion molecule binding; protein tyrosine phosphatase activity. NCBI's taxonomy places the organism in Eukaryota, Metazoa, Porifera, Demospongiae, Haplosclerida, Niphatidae. Gene Ontology annotation, biological process: cell-cell adhesion; protein dephosphorylation. The record is from RefSeq and is a predicted model, not a curated record. Gene Ontology annotation, cellular component: plasma membrane; cell-cell junction.
CCAAUAGGUGAAAAGGAGGGCGUUACGGCUUGCUCCGUCUCUCUCAUAAAUUUUGGAACAGGAGAGGCCCUUGUAGAAAGCUCUCCUCUUGAAGGAAGAUGCCGUUGAAACAGCAACUUUGCGCCUUGCUGGCUUUCUGCUGCAUCACUCUCUCCAUUGCUCAAAAUGACCCCUUAUUAACUAUAGCUUCAGGUCCUGAGGACCCGCCGUUCACGGUAGGUUCCGUCCUUACCUUAUCUUGCAGUCUGAUAGAUCCUGAUGUGGAUGACAUCAGCUUUGAAUGGAUAGCAGAGUGUCCUCCAAAUUAUGAAUGCUUCUCUGGAAACUUUACUCAAAACAUAUCAACUCUUUCAAGGGAUACUGUCCCAGUUCUUACCUCAGUCGACACAGGGAAUUACAGUUGUUUUGUAACGUAUAAUGAUGGUAAUGAAACUGAUGAAACUACAAUUGAAGUAAAAGCAACAGGAGUUGGUGUCUACGAAGGAGCUAGUGGCAUUACUGUCAAUGAUGGAAUGAAUUUCAUAGCUAAUCCUAGUGGCGUCUUGUCACUAGAGCUUCAUUGUAUAGGAGCUAGUGGCUCUGGAAACUGGACCAAUACUCAAGGCUUGGAACCCACCGAUGACACUCUAUUUGAUAUCACCGAGGCUUUUGAGAGUACCAUAAUGACGGUGAAUGGUAUACUUACUCGUAAUCUUGAGGGAUACUAUACUUGUGAUGCUGAAGAUGAAAAUGAGGUGGUAGACUCCAUAAGAGUUGGUCUCUUUCUAAAUGAACCAGGUCCUCCACUUUCUGCUACAUUGUCAGUUGACCAGAACCCAGUUCUUCUUGGCUCUACUGUUACUCUUGAAUGCUUUGUACCAGACAUGAACCAGCUUUCACCUCAACUAGUCUAUUCAUGGUUGCUCAAUGGGUCUGCAUUGUCUCUAUACAAUACCAGUUCCAUUAGUAUUACUUUGACUGAUCCUGAACAGUUUGGGAAUUAUGCUUGCUAUGUUAGCAACUCUUUUGGAUCAGAAAUGGAUACUCUAUUCCUUCAACGAGCUUUCGUACCUACUGUAUCCUCUCAAAUGAUGAACUAUGUAGUUGACGAGAAUUCUACAGUUACAUUCCAGUGUACUGGUACUGGCGUUCCAGAACCAGAUAUUACCUGGUAUAGGAACGGAGUACCUAUUACUGAUACUAGAUUCAGUGAAUUAACUGAAUCUAUGCUUGAUUCAUCCUCAUUGAUAUACAGUGUCAAUGGAUCACUGACACUUAAUAAUGCAUAUAAUACUGAUACUGAUACUGGGUAUAGCUGUACUGCUACUAACACUUUUGGUAAUGCAAGUGAUUCAUUUGGCCUCGCUGUUAAUUUUGGCACAAGAUUAUUAACAGCUCCAAUGGAUCAAACAGUUACUGAGUUUAGCAGCAUAUCACUGUAUUGUACUGUUUCUGGAUAUGAGAGACCUACCAUUAGUUGGACCUUCUCUAACACUCUUCUCUCUAAUGGAACUGAUGGUGUCAUUAUACAGGAGAUGAUGAAUGGCAACUAUGAACUGACUAGUAAUAUAACAUUGACUAAUGUCGAUAGAUCAAGUGCUGGUACUUAUCAAUGUACUGGUAGCAAUCCAUUGAAUGAUGUCACUGCAAAUGCAUUAUUAACUGUUAACUUUAUUCCUGACAUUACUGAGUUGCCUGCUAAUAUUACAGUAAUUCAACCAGUAGCAGCUCAAUUUAACUGUUCAGCUAAUGCAAUACCUCAACCAACAAUACAAUGGAUAAAAAAUGGAGCUACUCUAUCAUCAAAUGCUAAAUACACUAUUACAACAACUAGCAGUACUUCUACUGAUAGAUCUAGUACACUAACAAUACUUGAUUCUACUCCAUUAGAUGCUGAUGAUUAUUAUUGCUCUGUUACUAACAGUGUAAAGACUGUCACUGCUUCAGCUACUCUAACUGUUCAUGUUGUCCCUACUGUAAUAUCACAAUCACCCACCUACACAGUUGAUGAGAAUUCUACGAUUAUAUUCCAGUGUACUGGUACUGGUGUUCCAGAACCAAAUAUUGCCUGGUAUAGGAAUGGAGCUCUUAUUACUGAUUCUAGAUUCACUGAAAUGACUGAUCCAGCUUCACUCAAUUCAUCUUCAUUGAUAUAUAGUGUCAAUGGAUCACUGACACUUACUAAUGCAUAUGAUACUGAUACUGAUACUGGGUAUAGCUGUUCUGCUAAUAACACUGCUAGUACUGUAAGUGAUUCAUUUGGCCUUACUGUUAACUUUGGGACUAGAUUAUUAACUGGCCCUACUGAUCUAACAGUAACUGAGUUUAGCAAUGCAACAUUCAGCUGUACUGUAUCUGGAUAUGAGAGACCAUCUAUUGAAUGGAGCUUCAUGGAACAGAGUUCUAAUGCUCCAUUUUCUUCCCUCUCCAAUAAUGCUAAUGGUGCCAUUAUAAAAGAGAUGACAAGUGGUAGUUAUGAGCUCACUAGCACUUUAACACUGACUAAUAUCAGUGAAUUAGCUGCAGGUGUUUAUAGAUGUACUGGUAGUAAUCCAUUGGCAAAUAUCAGUGCAGAAGCUACACUAACUGUUAACUUUGGUACAAGAUUAUUAAGAGCUCCAAUGGAUCGCACAGUUACUGAGUUCAGCAGCAUAUCACUGUAUUGUACUGUGUCUGGUUAUGAAAGACCUACCAUUAGCUGGACCUUCUCUAACACUCUUCUCUCUAAUGGAUCUAAUGGUGUCAUUAUACAGGAGAUGACUAAUGGCAGUUAUGAACUGACUAGUGUUAUAACAUUGACUAAUGCCAAUAGAUUAGAUGCUGGUACUUAUCAAUGUACUGGUAGCAAUCCAUUGAAUAAUGUCACUGCAGAAGCAUUAUUAACUGUUAACUUUAUUUCUGAUAUUACUCAGAUCCCUACUGAUAUUACAGUAAUUCAACCAUUACAAGCUCAAUUUAACUGUUCAGCUAAUGCAAUACCUCAACCAACAAUACAAUGGAUAAGAAAUGGAACUAUUCUAUCAUCAAAUGCUAAAUACACUAUUACAACAACUAACAGUACUUCUACUGAUAGAUCUAGUACACUAACGAUAUUUGAUUCUACUCCAGUAGAUGCUGGUGAUUAUUAUUGCUUUGUUAAUAACAAUGUAAAGACUGUCAAUGUUUCAGCUACUCUAACUGUUCAUGUUGUGCCUACUAUAGCAUUGCAAAUGACCACCUACACAGUCAACGAGAAUUCUACAGUUACAUUCCAGUGUACUGGUACUGGUGUUCCAGAACCAGGCAUUACCUGGUAUAGGAAUGGAAAUGAGCUAUCAACCAGCAGUAGGAUCACGAUCAAUAGUGGAUCACCAAUUCAAGAUGGUUCGACACUGAUAUAUCAAGUUAGCGGUAGCCUUGAGAUCUCACCAGUAGCUGAUAAUGACAGUGAUACUACUUAUAAUUGUACUGCUAGCAAUACUGCUGGAAGAGCUACAGAUCAAUUUGCAUUAGAUGUAUUGGUUGCUCCUGUCAUUAUAAGUCCGCCAUCAGACACCACUGUCACCCAUCCUGACCCAUUCUCGUUCACCUGCGUAACCACCGGUCACCCACGUCCCAACAUAACAUGGUACAAGGUGACUGAAGGUACUAAUGGUGCCACAGAGAGUGUAAUGGCUGAUGAUCGUACUAGUAUCACUAACACUCAAAGUGGUGAUAGAGAAUUGACUAGUAGUAUCCGUGUUACUGGAGCUAUACCGUUUGAUGCUGGUGUAUAUACCUGUGAAGCUACUAACGUUGUUAUUGCUUAUAAUAAUAGUGCUACUGCAGUCAUUAACGUGCGACCAAAUAUUCUCUACCCAUCAUCUAAUGCAGUAUUUUAUGUGAAUGAGUCAAGCUCAAUAUCUAUCCUUUGUUCUGCAACUGGUCUUCCAUCUCCAUCCAUUACAUGGUAUAGGAACACAGUUCAACUCACUGGUGUAUCAGAUGGACAGUUUAAUAAUAUCAAUGGUCGAAUCAGUAUCAGCGAAUCACUGAUUCAAGAGUUUGUUACAGCUGAUGGUGUUAUUAAUCAGACGAAUCAGACUUUGACUCUUAUGGCUAACAGAAGUGAUACUAAUGAUAAUUAUACUUGCAGAGCUGAUAAUGUUGGACAGGACCUUGUGACGUUUGAAAUUUUUGUACAAGUUCCUCCUGUUGUUGUACCACUGGAUGGUGACAGUCACAGAGUUGCAAUAGAAGAUAGAACAACACUACUAUCAUUUAGAAUAGACGACGCUGCUCCACCUGUUUCACCUUCAAAUACUUACUGGAGGUUCUCCCCGUUAUUUUCAAACGAUCCUUAUGCAAGUGAUACUGAAGAUAUCACUGGAUUAAGUACCAGGAGAGGAGAUUCAGCGUAUUCCUAUAGCAAUGGCAGACUGAAUCUUACUAUAUCAGGAUUGAAUCAAACUGAUGAGGGACGAUACUUUUUGAUUGCUAUCAAUCCUGCAGGAGAACAUUAUGGCCAUAUUGAUAUCAUUAUACAUGGUCCACCAUACAUCAUCCAAAGGCCCUCAAAUGCUACAGUGCUGAAUGGGGGAACUGCUACAUUCAUUUGCUAUGCUGUAGCUGAUCCAAAUCAUGAGAUCUAUUGGAUGUACAACUCAACAAUCAUUGCCAACACAACAAGCAAUGGCUAUAGCUCCAAUCCCAGCAAAUACAGUAUUGUCUCUAGUAGAACAAAUCUUCAGAGCUUUGGAAGUUUAUCUGUUCAAGAUUUAGUUUUUGAUGAUCGUGGAGACUAUCAAUGUAUUGUUUAUAAUAAUAUCAGUAGCUUGAGUUUCACUGCAAGCCUAACUGUACAUGUUCGACCAAUAGUCUACACAAUCUCAAACUCAUUGUCGCUCCUCAUAGAGAAUUCCACUAGCUUGCAUUGUGUUGCUACGGGUUACCCUUUUGUCUCUAUCACCUGGAAGAAAAACGGUCAAAAUAUAUCGGAGACCACACCCAAUAUCACCAUGACAACCACGCCUGUAUCAUUGUCAAACUAUCCCGUGAAUAUGUCGAUACUUGAUGUUGCUAGGUUAGGGUCCGUGGGAGAGUUAGCUUUUGUUAGUGUGACGAGAAAUGAUACUGCUAACUAUACCUGUGUAGCUAGUAAUUAUUUACCUGAUACCAACUUGAGAUCUUAUGAAUCGGAAUCAACCAGUAUCACAGUGCUAGAACGACCCGAUCCUCCUACUGAUGUCAUAGUUACCUCAUACACAUCAAGAACUAUUGACGUCUCUUGGUCUCCUGGUUUUGACGGUAACAACCCGAUUAAAGGAUACUUUCUAUAUCAAAAGGAUCUUGAUAGAGACGGAGAUUUUAUACUAGCACUUCCCUCAACUACUCAUUCCUAUACCACAGAAUCUGGUACCAAUUUCAGAAUAAGUGAUGGCAUAAUCCCAUAUACUAAAUACACUUUCACUGUUGUUGCAUGUAAUGGAGUGGAUGGUACCAACUGCAGUGCUGUUGAUAGAGGAACACCCUCAAAUCCUGUGAGAAUUGAACCCGAUGCUCCUGAUUCUCCACCAUUCAACUGCACUGCUUUGCCUACAAACUCCUCCACCUCAAUCUCCCUUGCCUGGUCAGUACCACUCCAACCAAAUGGUCUCAUUACAAGCUACAGCAUCACAUACCUACCUCUAUCAUCAACUUCUGAGAGGGAAUAUGGUGCAGAGUCUAAUUCCACCAUUAGCACUCCUACUAAUGGCACUAGUUUUAUUGUUGAUAAUCUUUAUAAAGCUUCUUUGUACUCAUUUUCAUUGCAAGCCUUCACUGUCAUUGGAGGCAGCCCAAUAGCAACUGAUAUAUGUACUACAUCAACCAUUGAAGACAUUCCUGAAGGUGCACCACUUAAUGUUGGAAUUGUCACUGAUUCUUCAACAUCAGUUCAACUCUCUUGGAAUGCUCCUGACAGUCUCGUUCAAAAUGGCCGUAUCACGAGCUAUCGUAUAAGAUACUCUAUACCAUUCCAAACUCCAUUCAACCCUGUAAUAGUAUCUGCUCCUUCUACAACAGCUAGGAUAGAAAACCUUGAGAAAUAUACCAUUUAUAAUUUUAGUGUUGCUGCAGGGACAGCUAGAGGAUAUGGACCGUACAGUGAUUGGAUCAAUAUUCGCACUUUGAAUGACACGUCCAGUGUACCACUGAAUCUACAAGUGGUAGGCGAACCAGGAAGGACCAAUAUAACUAUACAAUGGAUGAUACCUGCAUUCCCUAAUGGAAUAAUCACUAGCUAUAAUGUCUAUUAUCAGCCAUUUAAAGCUAAUUCCGGUGGAGAGGAUCCUUCUUUUAACUCUUCAGAGAGAUCUGUUACUGUUCAAGCAAUUUCCUUGAGUACAACACUACUUGAUCUCUAUCCUAACAGCACAUACACUAUCAGUGUCACAGCUAUCAAUGGAGCUGGCGAGAGUCAAAGAAGCACUCCAAUAUCAGUCAACACACCUUCAAGCCCUCCUCCUCCUCCAAGUACCCCUACUAUACCGAGUGAUGCAGUCGAUGGUCGUAAGGUUAGGAUACAACUGGUAAGACCGUCAACUAUCAAUGGACCGAUAAGUCAUUAUCACGUAGUGGCUGUCAUUCUAAGAUCUGAUGCAGUUUCUGCUCCAUCAUCUCCUCCUGAUAUCCAGUUCCCAUCACUGGCCAGCCUUUCAACAUACUCCACUGCUCAAGAUGAUUAUGAUGGCUCCAGAGAGAUUGGCUAUGUUGCUGCUGAAUUUGCUGAUGCUCUAUUUCCUUCUGAUGGAUACUACAUAAUAGGAGAAGAGACUCAGCCUAAUGACAGAAGUGGUAGCUAUACUAAUGGAGAGCUCAGAUAUGGGACACCCUAUACUUUCUUUUUAAGAGCAUAUCCAUUCUUGUCUGAUGUAUCUUCUGCUGGUAACAACAAGAAGCAGAGCACAAGUGCAGAGAGACAGUAUACUGAAUUCACUUCCAGCAACUACACUGCUGUAGUCACUACCGCUACAAACCCUGGACCUGCAAUAGCAGGCUCUGUAGUGACAGUCCUACUGGUCAUCAUUAUAAUAGUGGUUGUGGUGAUAGUUGUAUUAUUCUUAGUUUACAGGAAGAGAACUGGAAUAUUGACAUUUGGAAAUAAAGAACCAACACAAGAAAUGAAAAGGAUAACCUCAGACACAUCCAUUCCUUCCAUGCCUCACAUGGAGUCAAAUGAUACGACAUUAAGUAGAACCUCUUUAGCAUUGUCUGAGCACUAUGAGGGACACCCUCCAAUCAGUGUGGCCGAAUUUGGAAAGAUUGUUGAUCGACUUCACGCAAACGAUAAUUACAUGUUUAGCCAGGAAUAUGAGGAUAUUAAUCGAUCUUCUCCUAACCCAUCUGUUGAUGUGUGUCUAAACCCAAUGAAUAAGCUAAGGAACAGAUAUGCUAAUAUCCAGUGCUAUGAUCACUCAAGAGUGAAGCUAACUCCAGUGGAAGAUUCUCCCCAUGAUUACAUCAACGCCAAUUUCAUACAUGGUUACAAUAGAGACAAUGAGUUUAUAGCUACACAAGGUCCUCUUCCUGACACAAUUGGUGACUUCUGGCGAAUGGUCUGGGACUAUGAGUCACCUACAGUAGUAAUGCUCACCAACCUGCAAGAGAAAAUGAGGGUCAAGUGCACCCAGUACUGGCCUGAUACUGUAGGGAGGAGUGAGCGUUUUGGUCCAAUCAGUGUGACAUUUAUAAAAUCAACUUCACAUGCUGACUACUGCAUUAGAGAAUUUGAGAUACAAACACAGGAUGAGAAAACCACUAGGAGCAUCAAGCAGUUCCAUUAUACUUCAUGGCCUGAUUUCGGAGUACCUCGCCACCCAACUCCACUGAUACAGUUUAUACAUACUGUAAGAAGGCACCACAAAUAUACAGACAAAAGACCAAUGAUAAUACACUGCAGUGCUGGUGUGGGUCGUACUGGUACAUUCAUUACCAUUGAUUCUGAAAUGCAGAGAGCAGAUCAAGAGAGAGAACUCAAUCCUUACCAGUUUGUAAGACAGAUGAGAGAAAACAGGAACCACAUGGUCCAAACUGAGGCUCAGUUUGUGUUCAUUCAUGAUGCACUAGUUGAGAUUCUCAAUACUGGUAAGACUGAUAUUGGCAUUGAGCAGUUGGAGGCUAGAAUGGCUGAGCUCGAGAUAGAAGAUGAUGAAGGAGAGACAGGAUACAGUCACGAGUUUUCUCGUCUGCAAAGCGAGAGAGCUCAUUUUGAUGAUUUUUAUAGUGCAAGGAAUGAUGCCAACAAAGACAAGAACAGACUGCACAAUGCACUACCUUAUGAUCACAAUCGCGUCAAAUUAACAAAGAUCCCAGGAGAGAUUGGUUCUGAUUACAUCAAUGCUAGUUUCAUUGAUGGCUAUAAAGCUAAGAACUGCUACAUAGCUGCUCAGGCUCCUAAGGACAAUACACUUAAUGAUUUUUGGAAGAUGAUAUGUGAGCAGCAAGUAUCAGUGAUUGUCAUGCUCGCCAACACUGAAGAAAAAGAACAAUUUGUAAUGAGUGCUCAGUACUGGCCCUACAAAAGAGGAGAAGAGUUAGCCUUUGGCUCAGCAAGUGUGACACUACAGCUAACAAAUCAUCAAGAGGAUUAUAUACACAGACAACUAAGAGUCACCUACACUCCUAGAGACACACCGCCAGAAACUAGAGUUGUCCAUCACUUUAGUUUCACUAGCUGGCCGAGGAGUGGUGCACCUUCAAAUGGAUCAGGCAUGAUUGAUCUCAUUGAUCAAGUGCAAAAGAGGCAACAGCAAACUGGGAACAAGCCAAUACUAGUACACUGCAGUGCUGGUAUUGGAAGGACAGGUGCUUUCUGUGCAUUGAGUAUAGCCAUUGAGAGAGUGAAAGUUGAACACAUUGUGAACAUUUACAACAUUGUCAAACACUUGAGGACACAAAGGGCCCAUAUGGUCCAAAAUCUAGAUCAGUAUGUCUUUAUUUAUCGUGCUAUACUGGAUUACGCAGAAUCACUUAAUAGCUAUGCUAAUUUUAAUAGUCAGGCAACAACUCUAACGGUUAUAUAACUAUUAAUUUAUUAACUGUAAUUUCAAUAAUAAUUAAUAUAACACAUACAAACACAGCGCUACUACAUAAUUUUUGUAUAUAUAAAUAGAAUUUUAAUAGCUAAUUAUGAUUGUGUCACACCACGUUACUAUUUUUAGCACCUUAGUUUUUGUUAACAA